Molecule: messenger RNA, 1260 nt
Organism: Phyllostomus discolor (pale spear-nosed bat)
Lineage: Eukaryota; Metazoa; Chordata; Mammalia; Chiroptera; Phyllostomidae
Product: olfactory receptor 2A12-like
Exons: 2
Biological process (GO): G protein-coupled receptor signaling pathway
Cellular component (GO): membrane
Molecular function (GO): olfactory receptor activity; G protein-coupled receptor activity
Source: RefSeq, a predicted model, not a curated record
AUGGCGAUUCCCUGUGCAAGUGGUCACCCUACUUCUCCAAUAUUUACACCCACCACCACUGGAGACAUGGAGAAUCCUGUGAACUCCUGUGAACGCCACAGAAACUGUGGAGGCAGCAAGGAGCCAGGACAGCCACCUCAGCCUUGUAUCCACCAGUCAAAAGGAAAUGGGAAACAACAGACAUGGAUCACAGAAGUUAUCCUGCUGGGCUUCCAGGUUGACCCAGAACUUGAAGUUUUCCUCUUUGGGUUCUUUCUGCUAUUCUGCAGUGUCACCCUGCUGGGCAACGGGGUCAUCCUGGGGCUCAUCUGCCUGGACUCCCGCCUACACACCUCUAUGUACUUCUUACUCUGAAACCUGGCCAUCAUUGACAUGUCAUAUGUCUUGACCACUGUUCCUAAGAUGCUGGCAAAUCUGGUGACACACAGGAAAACCAUCGCCUUUGGUGCAUGCAUCCUUCAGACUUUCCUGUAUUUGAUAUUUGCUGUCACAGAGUGCAUGUGUUUGCUGGUGAUGUCCUAUGAUCGGUAUGUGGCCAUCUGCCACCCCCUCCAGUACUCUCUCAUCAUGAGCUGGAGAGUGUGCACCAUCCUGGCUGCCAUGUCCUGGUUGGUUAGCUUCCUCCUGGCUCUGGUCUACAUUACUCUCCUCCUGAGGCUGCCCUUUUGUGGGCCUCAGAAAAUCAACCACUUCUUCUGUCAAAUCCUGUCAGUGUUCAGAUUGGUGUGUGCUGACAUUAGGCUCAAUGAACUUGUGGUCUUUGUGGGCUCCAUGUUUGUUCUAGUGGGGCCCCUGUGCUUGGUGCUGGUCUCCUACACACGCAUCAUCUGUGCCAUCCUGAGGAUCCAGUCUGGGGAGGGCUGCAGGAAGGCCUUCUCCACCUGCUUCUCCCACCUCUGUGUGGUCGGGAUUUUCUUUGGCUGCGCCAUUGCCAUAUACUUGGUCCCCAAAUCUCCCCACUUUCAAGAACAAAGGAAGAUGAUGUCAUUGUUUUAUAUGCUUUUUGACCCCAUGCUGAACCCGCUGAUCUACAGCCUGAGGAAUGCAGAGGUCAAGGGUGCCCUGUGGAGGCUUAUGGCUAGGAGGAGGUCCCUGGGAGGGAUGGUUGGGAGUAUUUUGAGUGUGUGAGCUGGUCCUCCUCAUGAGGGAAUCUUGAAUGCCCUUUUGAAUCUUUUAGUUUAACCAACCCAGGACUCUUUGUUUUUGGACUUGUUGGGAAAUGAGAAAAUAAUUCCUCUUCCUGUUUAUGCCAUUGAUAAC